Camelina sativa (false flax) is the source of this 405-nucleotide messenger RNA. Lineage: Eukaryota; Viridiplantae; Streptophyta; Magnoliopsida; Brassicales; Brassicaceae. The record is from RefSeq and is a predicted model, not a curated record.
UCUCCUUAAUCAGUCAGAGUCUUCUUCGAUCUGCUUGGUAGAGUCGAGAGAGAGAGAGAGAGAGAGAGAGAGAAGAAGCCUUGAAGCAAGGCUGUUGUUGGAGCUCUCGAAGAUGUUUGACGACCAAGACCUCGGCUUCUUUGCCAAUUUUCUGGGGAUUUUCAUCUUCAUAAUGGUCAUUGCAUACCAUUUCGUGGUGGCCGAACCAAAAUUCGAAUGAUAUUUUGAGGUUUCAUCUUUUGUUGGUUUCUUCUACAAAACACUUAUUAUAAAUGUGACCGGAAUCAACCUGUUGUAUUUAGCAUUCCGUAGGGCUUAAUGUUUUGCUACUAGAUGAGUAAUCACUGUAUCUCGACAAUGUGGGUUUUGAUGGAUAUAAGAGUUAAAAGACUAAUUUUUUCCUUA